AUGAAGCAAAAUAGAGUUCAAAAAAGACAAGAGAAGCUUAAGCAACUUUCUGAAAUUAGACAGAUUGAGAUUGAUAAAUGUGCAGAUGAUAUGGCCUUCCUUGAAAGACUUAUGAAGGUCGCCAAAAUGAAAAAUAGGAACGACAAAAUAGAAUGCUUAAAAGACUCGGACAACUUCUUCAUUGAAGAUAUGCGCCAGAUUAAAGAGAUGAGGACUGAGAAAGCCAGUUUUAAAAAGGAAAAGCAGAUUCUCAGAAAUGAGAAAAAGGUUUUAAAGCAAAAUAUUAAGAUAACAAGUCAUAAUCUGAAAGAAAUGAAAGAAAUCAAUGAUAUAGCAGAAAGAGCAAUAAAGUUGAAGCAUCAGAUGAAGGACUUCAGAACUGUAAGGUUUAAUUCUUUGUCUUAA
Molecule: messenger RNA, 405 nt
Organism: Moneuplotes crassus
Lineage: Eukaryota; Ciliophora; Spirotrichea; Euplotida; Euplotidae
Source: the annotation of a GenBank genome assembly